AUGUCAGAAGAGGACAAGGAGCUUCUGGCGCGCAUCGGCCAGCUCGCUGGCCAGAUCAACCGACACAAGAACCAGCAAGCCGGCUACCAGUCUGUGCCACCAUCGCAUCACCCACAUCGCCAUCGAGGCGCACCAUAUCCCAGCAGAGGGUAUAGCAGCCGGCCAGCCGCCACCCACCGCCACAGGACUCUGCAUCUUAAUGCUUCAGGAUCUGCCUCUGGAUCAGCUUCCAGCUCGGCCGCGCCCAGUCCCGCUCCCACAACCUCGGGCUGGGUAUCCAAAAACGACCGCCACCGCCAACUCAUAAACGCUAGUAUAUACGAAAAGGACAGCCAGAAUCGGGCUAAAGCUAUCGAAGAGACGCGACAGCGAAAUCUCAAAGAGCGACGCCUUCGAGAAAAGAAACGAUUUGGCGACUACCUUCGCCAUCAAGCGGGAGUUGUUGGGGUUGCGGGUACGAGCAUGAGCGCUAACUCGACAGGAUUGAAUGAAAUAUCGGUCAACGGCAUUCGCUUCCGCGUUCUAGACGGAGGAAAGAAGCUUGUAAAAGCUCCUGACGAUCCCGCCUCCCCUGCCAUGACGCCAAAAUUGACAGUCAUUGCUGGUGUCAAGUUCCAUCGUACCAAGACUGGAAACCUUGUCGCACAGAGGAUAGUUAGAGACCAUCGUCGAUCCGGUGCGGUCAAAAAACUCGAUCAACGGUGCAAAAUCUUUUCCACGACCGGUUCUUGUCCGAAAGGCCCAAGCUGCCGAUACAUUCACGACCCUGACAAGGUGGCCCUCUGCAAAGAUUUCUUGAAAGACGGCAAGUGUCCCAAUGGCGAGGCAUGCGACCUCUCCCAUGAGCUUACUCCAGAACGUGUCCCGAACUGCUUGCACUAUGCCAAGGGGCAAUGCUCCCGGCCUGACUGUCCCUUUACUCACUCCAAUGCCUCCCCAAGUGCCCCCGUGUGUGCGGCAUUUGGAUUCUGCGGUUACUGUGACAAGGGUGCAGAUUGCACCGAUCGCCACGUCUUUGAAUGCCCAGACUUCAGCAACACCGGUAUCUGUAAAACCAGGGGAUGUAAGCUGCUCCAUCGUGAGAGGGCAAGCGUCCUCCGCAACCAGGCCAAGCAGCGCGACGAGGCAGAGGACGUCUCGAGCGAAGAUGAAUCGGUUGAUUCAGACGACGUCGACUCGGACGAAGUGGCCGAGUUUCUCGAGGGCGACGAUGAUGACUCUGACUUUGAGAACCCAAAGGACUACCUCCCCCUUUAG
Messenger RNA from Trichoderma breve, 1257 nucleotides. RefSeq lists its product as uncharacterized. The record is from RefSeq and is a predicted model, not a curated record. Gene Ontology annotation, molecular function: metal ion binding. The coding region runs from base 1 to 1257 and encodes 418 amino acids. NCBI's taxonomy places the organism in Eukaryota, Fungi, Ascomycota, Sordariomycetes, Hypocreales, Hypocreaceae. Gene Ontology annotation, cellular component: nucleus. The transcript is spliced from 6 exons.